AUUAGAUGAUGGAAAAGGAGGGAGUAAAAAGACCAAAGAUUAGAAAGAAGAAAGUACAGAGGGUUUCAGAAGAAGAGCAUGAGCUUGAAGACCAUGCUGACUCCUAUUCGAAGGAUUCAAUGGAAGCAGAGGCUGAAAAAUACAUGCCUAAGAAGAAAAAUCUACAAAUUGAAGUCAUUGAGCAUCCUGAAGCCAAUAGCAAGCCCGAACAAAUUGCUAAAGGCGAUGGAUCGGUGGUUGAUACUGAUCCUAACCAGUAUAGCGAGCAAGAGCCGGAUUAUCGUAGAGGCACAGGCAAUGAGGAGUUUGAAGGGGAAUAUGAGGAAGAAGAGGAAGAAGCAGAACCUCAACAAAACCAUGAACAACACAGAUAUAAGAGUUUUGGUGACCAAACCCCUCAUUCUGAUGAAGAGCACGAGAUUGAGGAACCUGAGCAUAGAAAAUUUGAUCAAGAAGGCCUCAAUUCUAAAAUCUCGAAUAAUUUAAUGCAGGAAUUCAUGCAGAAUAAGGAGGAAUUUAAUAAGACAACAAAGCUCUCAAAACAAGACCAACAACCAAGCUUUGAAGGAAACGAUCAAUAUACUGAAGAGAUCGAACAGACAGAAGAAAGCAAAAUCGACGAUGAUUUAGUAGAAAGACAAGCUCGUGAAGCAGAAGAACUGCUUGAAGAGGCUCAAAAGACAAUGCAAGAAGAGGAGCAAGACCCUUCCGAAGAGGAGGAAGGAGAGGAAGAUGAAAUUGAAGACAUUGCUAAAAAGGCUAAAGAAAAUCGAAUUUAUGAACUCAACCCUGAAGAAGAGGAGGAAGAGGAUGAAGAUAAUAAGGAGAACUAUGAUGGAACCACGAAGUUUGAGCUAAAUUAUACAGUUGGGCGAAUAGAAGAUGGAUCAGCAAUCUUGAUUUCAAAAGACCAUAACCUUAUUGAAAUUCCUCUAUGACUUCUACCAAGCGAUAUUGGGCCAGACCGGAAUUUCAAAGCCGAAAAGAAAAGAGUCGACGAAAUCCUGUCAAUCCAAAAACAAAUUUUAGAAAUUCCAGACUUUUAGGACCCAUGUAGACUUUUACUUCAAUUAAACAUUA
Messenger RNA from Moneuplotes crassus, 1080 nucleotides. Lineage: Eukaryota; Ciliophora; Spirotrichea; Euplotida; Euplotidae. The record is from the annotation of a GenBank genome assembly.